AUGACCAACAACACGGCUCACCCAGAGAUUUAUAUGACUCAUGAGGAAAAACAUGACCUAAAACAGAUUGAAACUAAGGACAAUGUCCAGUCAGCUCACGAUGCGAAGUUCGAGAAGCGCGUUCUUCGCAAGAUUGACACUCGACUCCUACCUAUCCUCGGAUGUCUUUACACAAUCGCUCUCGUCGAUCGCUCCAACGUCGCUGUCGCUCGCAUCUCUGGCAUGGACGAAGACCUCGACCUCGCCGUGGGUAACCGCGUGUCUAUCGUCUUGAUGGUCUUCUUCAUCGGAUACAUCCUUUUUGAGAUCCCCAGCAAUGCCUUCAUUCACAAUCUUGGUGCAGCGAACUGGCUGGCCUUUCUAGCCUUCGCCUGGGGCUUGGUGUCGCUUGGCAUCGGCUUUCUCAACAACUGGGCGGGACUUGCUGUGCUGAGAGCCCUUCUGGGUAUUUUCGAGGCUGGUUUCUUCCCAGGCUGUGUGUAUCUUGUAUCAUCCUGGUAUAAGCGCUAUGAGGUACAAAAGAGGAUGGCGGGCUUCUUCUUGACUGCUUCUGCGCUAUCCGCUUUCGCCAACAUCCUCGCAUAUGGCCUCAUUCAGAUCUCCAAGACACAUCAUUACAAAGGAUGGCGGUGGAUCUUCAUCGUUGAAGGUGCCAUCACAGUCGUCGCUGGCAUCGGCUCAUGGUUCAUCAUCGUCGACUUUCCCGACUCCGAUAAAAACACAUUCCUCACCCCCGAAGAACGCGCCUUCGUCAAAGAACGCCUAGCCCAAGAUCGUGGCCCCGAAGAACGAGAGAAAGUUACUUUGAAGAUCAUUGGGCAGACAGCUGCUGACUGGAAGCCCUGGGCAUAUUCGCUUAUGUACAUGGCCGGUGCCGUUGGAGUCUAUGCUUUUCUGUUCUUCCUACCUAUUAUCCUGCGAGGCGGCCUUGGGUACUCGCUUGAGCUUUCGUUUAUUUUAAGUACCCCUCCAGCACUGUUUGCUGUCGUUGAAGCAAUGAGCAUCUCGUGGCUUGCUGAUAAGACGAGACUGCGAGGUCCGUUCGUCAUCUUUCAAGGCCUGAUUGGCAUCAUUGGGCUAUGCAUGACUGGAUUUCUCGAUUCGCCAACACCUCGCUACAUCGGCACAUUUCUCGGUGUCGCUGGUGCUAACGGUCUGGUGGUGACGACCCUUGCAUGGCAGGCCAACAAUAUUGUAGGUGAUGCUAGACGUGCUGUAUCCACUGGCUUCCUUAUCAGCAUGAGUGGUGUUGGUGGGAUUUAUUCCAGCAUGGUGUUCCGUAAGUUGGUGACUCUUCGCAUGACAUAUCACAGCUAA
Molecule: messenger RNA, 1317 nt
Organism: Fusarium subglutinans
Lineage: Eukaryota; Fungi; Ascomycota; Sordariomycetes; Hypocreales; Nectriaceae
Product: tartrate transporter
Exons: 3
Coding region: 1-1317 (438 amino acids)
Biological process (GO): transmembrane transport
Cellular component (GO): membrane
Molecular function (GO): transmembrane transporter activity
Source: RefSeq, a predicted model, not a curated record